AUGGCCCUAACUUCGUUGAUUGACCACAUCGUAAUUGCUGUAACGUCGCGGCUCCACGAAACAGUUUAUUCGUUAUAUCGUUUUUUUCGUCGACUUAUUUAUGCGAGUGAUAUAAAGCAAGGAAAAUUGUUUAUCGAUAUGAAGAACGGUGACGUACUGGUCAAAAUGAAACAACAGUAUAUCGUUAGACGACGAUGGUCAAGAAUAGUCGGAUCAAGAAUGAAAUUGUUCCACGCUGCAUUAAUAGUAUUAUUGCAAAAGUGCAAAGUGAGACCCUGGUAUUUGAGUGGUUCGAGUUGUACUCUGCUUGUUUGUGUACCACUUGCUUAUCGGUACUCUCCAAAAGGAUCGGGACGAUUGGUUUUCGCGAGUCGUGAAGCGUACCUUUUAGCUCUUGCUUUUCGUUACUUUACAUUAACCAUAACUGAUGGUCGAAAAGUCAUACUGGAACUGAGACCAUACAUGCUCGAUCGAAUGUUGUGUGAGAUUUGUUACGAAGCUGCCGGUGUUUACUUGUGCCCUUAUCUUCCUUGUUUCCUCUACUAUUGUGUUUCAUGCUGGAAUUUCACCCAUCAAUACAACGGUAUGACGGGUCACAAACCGGUAUCAAAAAGAAACCUCAGAUUUUUCAAAUAG
Messenger RNA from Brugia malayi, 636 nucleotides. RefSeq lists its product as uncharacterized. Bases 1 to 636 code for a protein of 211 amino acids. Gene Ontology annotation, biological process: negative regulation of cytoplasmic translation. The transcript has 5 exons. NCBI's taxonomy places the organism in Eukaryota, Metazoa, Nematoda, Chromadorea, Rhabditida, Onchocercidae. Gene Ontology annotation, molecular function: translation factor activity, RNA binding; mRNA regulatory element binding translation repressor activity; mRNA 3'-UTR binding. The record is from RefSeq and is a predicted model, not a curated record. Gene Ontology annotation, cellular component: neuron projection; nucleus; synapse.